GAUGAAGAAAGGCAAGUUUUAUAUUUAAGCAAUAAGGUCCGGGAGGCUGUACUUUAUCGUCCGAUAAUGUACGAGUUCGGUGGUGUUGAUAGGCCCUCCGCUGCGCGUUGGGUAUUUAGGGAUUGUGGGAAGACACUUGUGUAUUGAGUGUCUGAUGGACACGUGGGAUCCUUAUUAGCAUGAAGUCAGAGGUGGAUUUAUAAGCCACUCAUUUCAAAACAUUUAAAGCUCAACAGUGCUUCAUCAUCACAACCAGGACACAACACACCAGAUAAGAGAACUACAUCAACUACUGCACUGAGGACAGAAAAGGCUUGACAGCUUUUAAAUGAAUUUAUUCAACUCUGCUCUCGGGAAAAACAUCACUUUUGUGCGCCCUGCUUAUUUCAUAAUAAGCGGUUUCUCUGGCAUACCUAACAUCAAGUAUUUCUAUGUCUUCCUCUGUUUUGUUUAUAUUGUUUCAGUGCUUGGAAAUACAGUUGUGAUGGCAGUAAUAUACUUGGAUCGUAAUCUGAGAACUCCUAAAUAUAUUGCAGUUUUUAAUUUAGCAUUUGUGGACUUGUUGGGUAGCUCUGCUCUGAUACCGAAGCUUCUUGAUAUAUUUCUGUUUAGCCAUCGCUACAUCUCCUACAACAACUGCUUGACAUUUCUUUUUUUCUGCUACACCUUCCUUUCCAUGCAGGUGUUUAAUCUGGUUGCACUCUCCUAUGACAGAUUAAUUGCCAUCAUGCACCCUCUGCACUAUCAAGUGAAGGUGACCCACAGGUCCAUGCUGUGUUUGAUUGCCUCUUUCUGGGUCCUUGCAAUUACUGUUAAUCUCGUUGCAGUUGGUCUUCUUACCAGACUUUCCUUCUCCAGGUCUGUAGUUAUUAACAGUUAUUUCUGUGACCAUGGCCAGAUAUACAGGCUGGCCUGCAAUGACAACACACCCAGCUAUGUCCUUGCUAAGUUCUUAACAGUUCUAGUUCUUUGGUUUCCACUCGUAUUCAUUGUGUUAAGUUAUGUAUGUAUUGGUUAUGCUUUGUCUAAAGUGGCCACAGCUCUGGAAAGAUACAAGGCCUUUAAAACCUGCACAGCUCAUCUCUCACUAGUGGCAAUUUAUUUCAUCCCAAUAUUAAUCACAUUUACUAUGAGUUCAGGAAUACAUCCAAAUGCCAGGAUCAUAAACCUUUCUCUGACCUCUGUUUUUCCUCCCAUGCUAAACCCAAUCAUAUAUGUUCUGCAGACACAAGAAAUCAAAGCAUCAGUGAAAAAAAUAUUAAAAGUCAGAAAGGAAUCCAAAUUGAAAGUGAGGAAAGUUAUCAUCAAAUGACCUGUUCAUAGAUGUGGGAUUUGUGUUGUUGUGCAAUUUUUAC
Molecule: messenger RNA, 1355 nt
Organism: Gasterosteus aculeatus aculeatus (three-spined stickleback)
Lineage: Eukaryota; Metazoa; Chordata; Actinopteri; Perciformes; Gasterosteidae
Product: olfactory receptor 1f45-like
Biological process (GO): G protein-coupled receptor signaling pathway; detection of chemical stimulus involved in sensory perception of smell
Cellular component (GO): membrane
Molecular function (GO): odorant binding; olfactory receptor activity; G protein-coupled receptor activity
Source: RefSeq, a predicted model, not a curated record